AUGGCCACCAGCCCGCAACCGCCCCCGUUCCAGACCGCCCUCCUGGCCGGCGCCCUGGCCGGCACCACCGUCGACCUCUCCCUCUUCCCGCUCGACACGCUCAAGACGCGCCUGCAGUCGAGCGAAGGGUUCUUCGCCUCGGGAGGCUUCCGCGGCAUCUACCGGGGCGUCGGCUCCGCCCUGGUCGGGUCCGCCCCGGGCGCCGCCUUUUUCUUCUGCACCUACGAGGCGACCAAGUCGCACCUCGGGCCGCUGCUCCGCGACGUUUCACGCUCACACUCACACUCGCCGUCGCUGUCGUCGUCGUCAGCAGCAGCCGCUCUCGAGCACAUGGUGGCCGCCUCGCUGGGCGAGAUCGCCGCGUGCGCGGUGCGCGUGCCCACCGAGGUGGUCAAGCAGCGGGCGCAGGCGGGGCGGCACGGGGGCUCGUCGCUGCGGUCGCUGCUGCACAUCCUGGGCCAGCGCGACCGCCGCGGGCUCGUCGGCGUCUGGCGCGAGCUGUACCGCGGCUGGGGCAUCACCGUCAUGCGCGAGGUCCCCUUCACCGUCCUGCAGUUCCCCCUCUGGGAGGCCCUCAAGGCCUGGGGGCGGGAGCGCAAGGUGCGCACCGGCACCGGCCUGUUCGGGGACGCGAGCGCCCACUCGGGCGGCGAGGUCGGCGCGGCCGAGUCGGCCCUCUACGGGAGCAUAGCCGGCGGGUUCGCCGCCGCCGUGACCACGCCGCUGGAUGUGCUCAAGACGAGGGUCAUGCUGAGCGCCCAGCGGGAGAGCAUGGCGAGCAUCGUGCGGACCACGCUCGAGGAGAACGGCAUCAGGCCCUUCUUUGCCGGCAUCGGUCCGCGCGUCAUGUGGAUCAGUGCCGGAGGCGCGAUAUUCUUGGGGAGUUACCAGUGGGCGGUGAACGCGCUCGAGAAGAGCAAGCUGGUCAUAUGA
This is a messenger RNA of Thermothelomyces thermophilus ATCC 42464, 933 nucleotides long. RefSeq lists its product as uncharacterized. Gene Ontology annotation, molecular function: S-adenosyl-L-methionine transmembrane transporter activity. The transcript has a single exon. The coding region runs from base 1 to 933 and encodes 310 amino acids. Gene Ontology annotation, cellular component: mitochondrial inner membrane. The record is from RefSeq and is a predicted model, not a curated record. Lineage: Eukaryota; Fungi; Ascomycota; Sordariomycetes; Sordariales; Chaetomiaceae.